UGGGAAGGUCUAGGCCAGCUAGGUACAGUAAUAAGACUCUGAUUCGGCUAUAUUAAACAACCUAUCUUACAUCUGGGCGCAGCUUACACUUCUAAAAAUGGGUCAUUCUAGUUGAGGAAGUUUUUAGAUACAGGCCAGGUUGGUUUAAGGUUGGCUGUUUUGGUCCCAGUCUGAUAGUGUCUGAGGGAGUGCCAGUCAGUCACACAGAUGUGGACAGUAAGUCGAUGCUAGAGGCUGUAAAUCAUUAGUGUGAUGGGGUUAUGUAGACAAAGGUCAGAGCAGAGAAUGAAAAGAGUGUUCCCUAGCUGACUUAGAUUCCUGGCUGCCAUUGACUCAUUAUUAUCCUAGAGAUCAACAGUGUUGAGGGGAGGAAGCCAGGCAGCGGUUAAAGUUUACAGGUUACAGCUGCAGCUUUACUACGCUACAACACCCAGCCAUGAGAGGAGGCCGUGGCUCAGCAUGAGAGGCUAUGAGGAUAACACAGCCUUCCUGGGGGAGUGGGGACCCUUUCAACAGACUGUCUUCUUUCUGCUCUGUGCCAGCACCAUUCCCAACGGAUUCAGUGCCUUCUCCGUCAUCUUUCUAGGGGACAGCCCCCCGCACCACUGUUUUGUCCCAGACUCGGGCAACCUGAGCGAGGCAUGGAGGAAGGCCAUCAUUCCCAUAGAGGUGGUGAACGGACAGGAGGAGGAGAGMAAGUGCAGCAGAUACAGGCUGGAUGUGGUCAGAAACCUGUCUGCUCUGGGCUACAUCCCUGGCCUGGACGUCAACCUCACUGGGGUGGAGCAGGAGGGCUGUGUGGAUGGAUGGAGCUACAGCAAAGAUAUAUACCAGUCCACCAUAGUCACUGAGUUUGACUUAGUGUGCAAUGACAAAUGGAAGCAGCCAUUCACUUCCUCUGUGUACUUCCUUGGGGUGCUGUGUGGCUCCUUCUUCUCUGGACAGCUCUCUGACCGGUUUGGGCGAAAGCCUGUCCUUUUUGUGACCAUGGCAGUCCAGACACUCUUUACCUUUGUUCAAGUCUUUUCUCAGUCCUGGGAAAUGUUCUCAGUCCUCUUCUUCAUUGUGGGACUGGGGCAAAUAUCCAACUAUGUGGCAGCGUUCGUAUUGGGCACAGAAAUCUUGACGGCCAAAGUGCGUGUCCUAUACGUUACACUGGGGGUGUGUCUGUUCUUUGCCUUCGGCUACAUGAUGCUGCCUCUCCUGGCAUUCUUCAUCCGGGACUGGAGGUCGCUCCUUCUGGUUAUGUCCGUGCCUGGCCUGGUAUACAUCCCCCUCUGGUGGUUCAUCCCAGAGUCCCCCAGGUGGCUGCUCUCUCAGGGAAGAGUGGAGGAGGCAGAGGCCAUACUGAGAGAUGCUGCCAGGAGGAACAGAGUCACAGCACCAGAGGUCAUCUUUGAGGAGUCAGAGGGUGAAGAGAAACCUAAACCUGAGGAACAUCACAGUCCUCUGGACCUCCUGAAGACUAGCAACAUUCGUCAAAUCACCCUCAUAUUGGCUCUAGUGUGGUUCACCCUGAGUAUGGGCUACUUCGCCAUAUCCCUGAACACAUCCCGUCUCCAUGGAGACCCCUACGUGAACUGUUUCAUCUCUGCUGCCAUCGAGGUGCCUGCUUACGCCAUCAGCUGGCUCUUCUUGCGCUACCUACCCAGGAGGAUAUCUGCCUCUGCUAGCAUGCUGCUAGGAGGGGGAGCGCUCUACUUCAUCCAGCUGGUACCGCCAAGUCUACCUAGCCUAUCCAUAGCCCUGGAGAUGUUGGGUAAAUUUGGCAUGGCCAUUGGUACUGCACUGAUGUAUGCCUACACUGGAGAGCUGUAUCCCACAGUGAUCAGGAACACUGCGUUAGGCUCCUGUGCCAUGAUCUCUCGGGUAGGCAGUAUCAUCGCUCCCUACAUCAUGACCUUGAGUACCUAUUAUAAGUAUUUGCCAUACAUUGUACUGGGGAGUCUUCUUGUGCUGUCAGCUAUGGCCAUUCCCCUUUUACCAGAGAGCUUUGGCCAUCCUCUACCAGAGACCAUUAAGCAGAUGCACAAACGAGAGUGGCUAAAGUGCCCAUCUCUGAAGAGGAUGAGACCUGAACAGCCCAAUGAUGAAGCCAAAUGACACUAGAUUGUGAUUACUUUAUAACUGCUUUGAAAAUACACUAAAAGUAUGUGGACACCGUUUCAAAUGACUGGAUAUGGCUUUUUCAGCCACACCGGUUUCUGACACGUGUAUACAACUGAGCACACAUCCAUGCAAUCUCCAUAAACCUACAUUGGCAGUAGAAUGGCCCUUACUGAAGUGCUCAAUUACUUUCAACGUACCACCUUUCGCCCAGGAUACCACAAGUCAGUUAGUCAAAUUUCUGCCCUGCUAGAGCUGCCCUGUUCAACUGUAAGUGCUGUUAUUGUGAAGUGGAA
Messenger RNA from Salvelinus sp. IW2-2015, 2402 nucleotides. RefSeq names its product organic cation/carnitine transporter 2. The record is from RefSeq and is a predicted model, not a curated record. Gene Ontology annotation, molecular function: quaternary ammonium group transmembrane transporter activity. Gene Ontology annotation, cellular component: membrane. Lineage: Eukaryota; Metazoa; Chordata; Actinopteri; Salmoniformes; Salmonidae. Gene Ontology annotation, biological process: quaternary ammonium group transport; transmembrane transport.